Molecule: messenger RNA, 492 nt
Organism: Bemisia tabaci
Lineage: Eukaryota; Metazoa; Arthropoda; Insecta; Hemiptera; Aleyrodidae
Source: RefSeq, a predicted model, not a curated record
AGGGACGACCAGCUCCUCAAACACCUCAAGCUCUGGGUCUGUAGUGGGGAGCCCCUAGUGCCCAGCUUGGUGAAACACUUCUUCAACCACUUCGAAGGCACCGAACACGUCAUCUGCAACUUCUACGGAAGCACCGAGGUCAUGGGUGACGUGACCUACGAGAAGAUGAGCGCCUUCAAGGGGGAUUUAGUUCCUAUCGGUCUGCCGGUGGAUAACAGCGUGGUCUACCUGCUGGACAAGAAACUCAACCCGGUGCCCUCCGGACAGAUCGGCGAGAUCUACUGCUCCGGACUCAAUCUAGCGUCAGGCUACGUCAACAACCGUGACGCGGACCGCUUCAUCGCCAAUCCUCACACGGUAGAGCCUCAGUACGCUCUUCUCUACAAGACCGGUGACUACGGCAAGAUCGUUGACGGCACCUUGGUCUACGAGGGCCGAACAGAUAGUCAGGUCAAGGUCCGGGGUCAUCGGGUCGACAUGAGCGAGAUCGAG